CCAAACCCCACGCGAACACGGCCAGGCUCCCUGGCUGGCUGGCUGGCUCUUCCUCUGCCUCUUCUCUCGUCUUCGCCGCCCUUGCCCCUUUCAGCUCUCCUCUCCAUACUUCCCGCUCCUUCCCUCCUCCCGCUUUGACCACCUCCUCCCCCAUAUCUCUCCUCCCCCCUCCCCUCCACCCACCCAGACAAGCAUCCGAAACAGGAGAGAGAGAGAGGUCGAUAGGCACCGACACGACCCAUGUCAAUGUGGCGCGUCUCCCGCUCCCUCCUCCGCGCCGCCUCGGCCUCCGCCUCGGCGGCCGGGCGCGGCGCCGGCGCCGCGCCCCGCCGCUGGGUCCCGCCGCCGUGCGCGCUGCAGCGCUGCGGGUACGCGUCGCUGCCGGACGCGGCGAGGAGGGACGCGGGGGAGGAGGAGGUGACGGCGGCGGAGGCGAGGAGGCUGAUGCGGCUGGCCAACGUGGAGGCGCUCAAGCGGCGGCUCGGGGACGGUGAGGUGAUCCCCUACGCCGACCUGCUGCGCGCGUGCCAGGACUCCGGCGCGGCCCGGACGCGCGCCGAGGCCGCCGCGCUCGCCGGCGCGCUCGACGAGGCCGGCGUCGUCCUGCUCUUCCGCGACAGGGUCUACCUCCAGCCCGACAAGAUUGUGGAUCUCGUAAGGAAAGCUAUGCCCCUGGCACUGACACCUGAGAAUGAUCCGGGGAAGGAAGAGCUCAAGCAGCUCCAGGUGCAGUUGGAAGACAUCAACAAGCUUGCACACAAGCAGGUCCGGCGCAUCCUCUGGUCUGGUCUGGGUUUCUUGAUCACCCAGGUGGGCCUCUUCUUCAGGCUCACGUUCUGGGAGUUCUCGUGGGACGUCAUGGAGCCCAUCACGUUCUUCACGACUACGACAGGCCUGGUUGUGGGAUACGCAUACUUCCUCAUCACAUCAAGGGACCCAACCUACCGAGACUUCAUGGAGAGGAUGUUUGAGUCUCGGCAGAGGAAGCUGAUCCAGAGGCAGAACUUCAACCUGGACAAGUACCUUGAGCUCCAGAGGCGCUGCAAGGAUCCCCUGGAGAAGGCGUGCGGCACAACCAACCCUGACGUGGCUCAUCUCCAUGAGCUAUCCGUUCACAAAUGACAAACAAUUCACCAUUGCUUCGUUACUCAUUCCACUCUGGGAGAAAUGAUCCCUACUAGCAAAGUAAGCGGUGUUUCUUGCACUUGUGAGAUACCUUUUCCACGGUCUUCUCCUAUGCAAAUGUGUAGGUCAGUACAAUCCUUUUUGUAGCGAUGCUGAAGCACAAGCACCUGAUAGUUGAAAAGGCAAGCUCAUCUGCAUGGCUGGAAGCUUACUCACUACCCAGAACUGCAUUAAUAUUCUGCAGUCUCUACUAAUAUACUGUUUCAUUGUGACUUAGCUUUAUAUAUAUAUCCUAUAUGAAAACUCAUUUGUUGGUAACUAAUGUGGUCCUAAUUAGAGACUUAUAUUUGAUCACGAGCCUUUAGAAAUGUACUUGGAAACGAAUCUGAGGAUUGAUAAGAUUGGUAAUCUGCUGUGAAGGGUAA
Molecule: messenger RNA, 1550 nt
Organism: Sorghum bicolor (sorghum)
Lineage: Eukaryota; Viridiplantae; Streptophyta; Magnoliopsida; Poales; Poaceae
Product: calcium uniporter protein 6, mitochondrial
Exons: 2
Coding region: 241-1122 (293 amino acids)
Biological process (GO): calcium import into the mitochondrion; mitochondrial calcium ion homeostasis
Cellular component (GO): mitochondrial inner membrane; uniplex complex
Molecular function (GO): calcium channel activity; uniporter activity
Source: RefSeq, a predicted model, not a curated record